This is a messenger RNA of Pristis pectinata (smalltooth sawfish), 790 nucleotides long. RefSeq names its product dual specificity phosphatase 29-like. Gene Ontology annotation, molecular function: protein tyrosine/serine/threonine phosphatase activity; MAP kinase phosphatase activity. Gene Ontology annotation, biological process: negative regulation of MAPK cascade; protein dephosphorylation. Gene Ontology annotation, cellular component: cytoplasm. The transcript is spliced from 4 exons. Bases 146 to 790 code for a protein of 214 amino acids. The record is from RefSeq and is a predicted model, not a curated record. NCBI's taxonomy places the organism in Eukaryota, Metazoa, Chordata, Chondrichthyes, Rhinopristiformes, Pristidae.
GGGAGAUCGUCUCUGUCCACUCCUGCUGGUGACGGCCGCCGGGAGCCGCCUGGGUCUGUUCCGCCUCACACAGCGACAGGUCACAGCGCACCAGGUCAAUGAUAUUUGGAGAAACCCCCCCAGCUCAGCUACUUCCCCUGGCACGAUGCUCUCCGGCAGUGUAGAAACCCGAAAAAAGGGAAACGCCUACAAUGCAGUGAAGGUGGAUCCCAACGAUGAUUACGUUACGCCAGGAGCAUUCGAGCUGGAGCGACUAUUCUGGAAGGGUUCUGUGAAAUUCGCUCAUGUCAAUGAAGUUUGGCCAGGCAUUUACAUAGGAGACGAGGUGACAGCAUUGGAUCGGUAUGCAGUAGAAAAGAUGGGGUUCACUCACAUCCUAAAUGCAGCCCACGGUCGCUGGAAUGUGGACACAGGAGAUGAAUACUACAGGGACAUGCCCAUUGAUUACUACGGUGUGGAGGCUGCAGACCUGACAACUUUCAAUUUGAGUGAAUUCUUCUAUCCUGCUGCCCAGUACAUUGACAGAGCUCUAAGCACACCUGGCUCCAAGAUCCUAGUCCACUGUGCUAGGGGUCGGAGUCGGUCAGCUUCUCUUGUGCUGGCUUACCUGAUGAUCUACAAGAACAUGACAGUGGUGGAUGCAGUUCAGGAAGUACUUAAGCACCGGUGCAUUUUACCAAAUCGUGGCUUCCUGAAGCAACUGAGAGCACUUGAUAUAGAGCUGGUGAUGGAAAGAAGCAUGGCAAAGAAUGGAAUCAGCACAACUGGAGAUGAGAAAGAAAUCUGUUAG